AUGGCAGCUACCAUCAGGGAACGAGUAGGAACGUUCGCUCCAGUGGACCAGGAGCCAUGCAAGACUCUCUUCCAGACUCUCAACCUGAAAAAGUUUAUAUCUGGAUACCUUUACAUCCGGCACUCAAAGUCUCACCAUAUCGCUAUGAAGAUCGAAACUGUGCAGCUCCAGCCUGAUCUCGCUCAGAUCAUGCUCGCUGCUGAAUCCUGUGGUCUCAAUUCAGUCCCUCGACCUGCUAUACCUGCAAAGGACGGCAUGUGGUGCAAAUACUGGGCUGAGCACGUGGGAUUGGCAAUACGGCUAUGGCGAGUCGCUGAAGAUAUCGCUGGUCUACCAUAUGCAACAGCUCCAACUGCUGAUGCUAUGGCUGGAAUGGAGUUGGCUCCUCACAAGAAUGUCAUCUCACUCAUCAAACUCAUGAAUCCAAAUCCAUUCGUGGUUCCUAUAGCCCAUGUACAGACAAGUAUAAUAGGUAUAAAGCAAGCAUUACCAGAAUACUUGAUUGAUCUCCCUCCGCCACCAACUCCAUACGACUCCUUCUACUCCAUCGCAACUUUGCGCGGAGCCACUUUGGUUGUAGCCGCACCAUCUUCGAUACAAGCAAACUCGUGGGUAGCUUCAAUUCGAUUGGCUAUAUACGAACUGGCCAGAUUAGAAGAAUACUUUACUUUGAGCAUCAUGAAGGAUCCACCAUUUUAUCGAAUAUGGCAAGACCGUCAAUUGACACCCUUUACCAAUACUCCACGUGAGGGAGCCAAACCCAUAAAACAUAGCGGGGUUGUGCAAGCCAUGUUUGGAAAGAAACUGGAAUGGAAAAACUAUUACGCUGUGUUAUCUACAACUCAAGUCCCACAACCACUACCGCUAGAAGAUGGUAUUCCAGAAAAGAAGAAGAAGCAACUCUUCAAAUCGAGUAGUGGUGCUCCUCCUAUGAUGAACGUCGGUCAACUCCUCUUCUUUGAAAAGAAGAUGGAAAAGUCUACAGCUGUAAAGAAAGUAGUGCAAAUCACCGAGGCCUACUUGGUUUGGCCUUCGUCGUCUGCCAUGGGUGAAUUGAGUGACUGUGCAAAUGUAUUACGAGUCGAGGGUGUCGUUAUAGAUAGGAACAAUAGCACAUUAGCAGUGCCUGGUACUACUGCUGAAGAGAAACGAACCUCGUCUCUACAAAUGGAUAACUCGCCACCAUCACGAUCACCUACUCCAGAAAAACGUCUUCGUCAUUCAGAUUCACGAGAGUCGCUUGCCACCGAUAAAUCAUUGUCUAGUCUCAACGCUACCGAUGGGAAAGUAGAAACGUUUUAUCUACGAAUGGCUGAUUCCUGGGACGCUUGUCAAUGGGCAGCAUCGUUUAUGUCAGCCUUCCAAACAGAUGCCGACUUGUAUGAAAGAGAUCGUCAGCUACGAGAAGGUCAAGUUGGUCUUAUAGAUGAUGGAACUUCGGCACCUCUCGUUAACGGACAACCACUACCUCGUCAAUCAAAUCGUGAUUCGGUGGCUGAAUCGAAACGAUCAUCAACUCCUCCUACUGUAAUCGCCAAUAACGAUGCCAUUGACGUGAUUCCAAGUGGUCGCUCCUCCGAAUCUGAAUCCGAUCACAGUGAUUCGCCUCGUAAUCCCGCAUCCAUUCCAAACUGGAUGAGGUCUCAUCGUGAAUCGAAUUCUGCAGAACAUAAAUGGGGUCUCUUGUAUCUACGAGCUUCCGAAGUGUGUAAUCUCUGCAUGGCAGGUGUAUCGCUACAAGAAUCUGUAAAGGACUUCCACUUGGCGCUGAAUGACAAGAGGGGUUAUCAUAGUCGUGGUGAAAUUAGUAAAUGGAACAACAUCGUCAAACAAGAGAGGGGUCAACGACGAACUUCUGAAUGGCACGAAGCUGAGAAUAAAGCCAUACACGUAAUAAACUGGCUCAAUCUUCAUGGUCAAGCAGCUUUCCAAGAUGAAAUAAAUGCAGCUGAUAAUGGAGCAUCAUGGGGAGAAGCACCAGCCAACCAGUUUUUGCCACAUCCAGUCUUCCCAGAAACUGUAUUUAUAAGGGCGCCUACAAAUGAUCGACCAUAUGGUAUGACUGCCGCUGAUCUCAAUCCGAGCAUGGCUGCUGCUGCUGGUCCAUCAUCAUCUUUAUUGAUGUCGCCAAUACCAGAACAAACUAGUGUACCGCCAACUCCAGCUCCUACCUCCGUGUAUAACUUACCAACUAUCCCAACAUUCUCACCAUUCCAAAGUGUGCCUACGACUCCAGCAGUCCUGGUGGUACCUGGUGGUAUAGAAGACCUCAACAUUAUCUCAAGGAAGUUGACGGAAUAUGCACCGCGUGUGCAUAGUCUAUCAGCAGUAGCACCACGUAGUCCUAUAGAAGAAGUCGCUCAACCAGUAGAAGAUGAAGCUAUUGCAUUGGCCGAACAACCACAUAUCCAGAUGAAGCCAACUGAAACACUGGAAGAUUUUUAUAUGCAAGAUGAGCAACCAGUCGCACCAACUGAUAACCAUCCUAUUGUAAUCGAAGAGCCAAAGGAGGAAGUUAAACACUUGGAAGUAAUUGCUGCUGAACCAAAACCAAGGUUAUCAAAGGAUGGUAAAGUGGUCAUCCCCCAACGUAAAUCGAUGGAGAGCCUACCACCAGCACCCAUACUAUCGGAAGAAGUUAAACGUAAGUCACUCGAACGUUUAGCAGGAGCACCCAUACUUUCGGAAGAAGCCAAACGUAAAUCACUCGAAAAUCUACCACCAGCACCUGUACUCUCAGCAGAAGCUAAACGUAAAUCACUUGAACGUCUAGUAGCGGCGGCCGUGGCGCCAGUCCUCUUGUCUGACAGUAUAGCACCGAGCAAAUCUAUAGACAAGACUAAUGAUAAGGCUACGACAUCGACAGAAGCUGUUGUGAGUCGUGGUCCAACACCACCACCUAUUCCACCACGCAGAUCCAAAGAACAACUACGAGAAGCCGCCAGAGCAUCAGCACCCAAACCAGAAGGAUACAAACCACCAGUUCCACCACGAAAGUCCAAUGAUUAUCUCAAGUCACAAAUAUCAAAGGAAAGUCUAUCGUCAAAGGAUGUUGCAGCUGGUAUUGUGGCUGCUGCGACGAAUGCUGCUGGUAGUACACAGCCUGUAGUAGCUCCAGCUUCUCAAAUGGUCGUAGCUCCACCUCGAACAGUUACUUUGAAUGAACUUAAGCCAUUGCCAACAUUCCCAGUAUUGCCGUAUGAAGGUGGUGUGAUGAAAGACGCGGUUGUUGCUGGAACUGUUGGUGGAAGGUUUACUCAACCACCACCCAGGAAUCAAUCUCGCUUGUCAACUGCUAGUGCUACAUUGACUCUCACCACUGCCGACGUUGUCAACCUUCAUAAAGCUAUAAAUGGAAUGGCAACACCACCAGUCCGAACCGAAUCAGUUGGUGUAAACAAUCAACGUGCCUCAACACAGUAUUCAGUAGCUCCCAUAUCAUCUAUUGUUACGGCUGCAAAAGCACCCAGCAAUGAUGCAGUCAACAAGAAUAACUAUACUAUAAUGUCGACCUCACCUGUUGAAGACCAUGAUUCCAUGACACCAAAAGCAGACGGAUAUUCCAUGGAUACAAUCAGAGCCAGUACAUAUUCCAAUAUGGAUACCAUAAAAGCCAGCACUCGACGACCUAGUGUAGACAAAAUGUCGAGAUCAGGAACCGUGACAUCUCUUCUAUCACCAAUCCCAACCUUCCCAGCUCUACCACGAUUGGAUGUGAAUAAUAAUAACACUAAUACUAGUAGUAAUAGCAAUAAUAGUGAACCCAUCGUAUCCCUUGAAGGCGUCUCACCCGUACCAUCUUCUGAAGGAGGCAACGACCAUGACUCUGACCACUCAUCAACUCGUGAUCCAAUGUCGCCUACUAGUAACAGCAGCAGUGGAAACGGAACUGGUACAAUCACUCGACCCAACUUGGCCGUCUUUCAUGAAUUUGGAAGUGAAGAAGAUUGGCAUCAUGCCUUUUCUUCCAUUGCACAGGGCAAAGUCGUCAAUUGGACUGGACCACAUGGUGAAACUUCAUCAGACAAUCAUCCGGGAUCAGACAAUCAUAAUGUAGCAGCUGCGCAUGCAUAA
This is a messenger RNA of Synchytrium microbalum, 4074 nucleotides long. RefSeq lists its product as uncharacterized. Bases 1 to 4074 code for a protein of 1357 amino acids. The record is from RefSeq and is a predicted model, not a curated record. The transcript is spliced from 6 exons. Lineage: Eukaryota; Fungi; Chytridiomycota; Chytridiomycetes; Synchytriales; Synchytriaceae.